Suillus clintonianus is the source of this 1405-nucleotide messenger RNA. RefSeq lists its product as uncharacterized. NCBI's taxonomy places the organism in Eukaryota, Fungi, Basidiomycota, Agaricomycetes, Boletales, Suillaceae. The transcript has 15 exons. The record is from RefSeq and is a predicted model, not a curated record. The coding region runs from base 305 to 1162 and encodes 285 amino acids.
CGUCCGAAUAGAGUCUUACUAUGGCUUUGUUAGCAGUCAGUGCCAGUCACGGUGAUCAACUGUAACUUCCAUCAAGUUCAAUGCCCCCGCCUAGUGCAGCCUAGUGCAUGCAGUGAUUACGUCGACUUUACAUCACUCAGUGAGGCACUCCAUCACGAUAAUCAAGGCCAGCUGACGAGUCCAAAUAUUUACGCCCCCAUCUUGGCAUCUUGAUGGGUACCCGGUAACCCAGCUCAUAUAUAAGAGAUUAGAAGGUGCAUGGUAUGUGUGUGAAAUUCUUUUUGUAGCUCUCAAAUGAGCGCAGAUGGAGUAUUCAGCCGACGAUAUCGCAGCGGCCAAGAGUCUGCAGCUCUUAGCGUACCUAUACAUGGUGCUGGCUACAUUAUUGACCUAUGAUUAUGCCUGUUCACUUCAAGAAGAGUCGACAUUCCUGCUUUGGUCGCGCCGUACCAAGGUAAAAGCCUUUUAUAUCGUUAUACGGUUUUCCUCCUUUGGUCUCAUCACCAUGAACCUACUUCGAAGCUUCACACCGAACGAGAAAGCCGAUAAAUGCCGCAUGUUGAUCGAUAUUUCCUCAUGUUUUGCAGUGAUAUCACUUACUGGCUCUGAGUGCUUUUUUGUGCUUAGAACAUACGUGCUCUGGAACUGCAAUAGAAUUGUACUUGUAGCCGUGUUGUCCACCCUUGUUGCUAUCAUUGUAUCAUUUAUCGCCCUGUGGUUUACCGCUACUUCCACUUCUCAUUUUACAACUAGCGCGAUCCCAAGCAUCACAGGCUGCUACCGGACCUCGGACAGUGUCCACAUGACCAUUGCGUUUAUUCUGUUGCUUAUUCUUCAACUGGGACUGAGCUCCCUAACACUAAUGCGUGCCAUACAGAGCUGGCGGUCGACCAACAGCCCUCUUCACGUUGUCCUGGUGAAGCAUAACAUAUUCUACUACGCUUGCAAUCUCCUUCUCUCAGCCGGGAAUGUCCUUAUGCCAAUCCUGUUUUCCAAUCCGGCAUUCUACUCCUUCCUUGAUGGUUUGCAGGUCUGUAUCCUUGCGAUUCUCGCCACGCGCAUGCACCUCCAUCUCUGGCAUAUGGAACAGCACGUGCACGACACUGACACCCUCAUGUGGAUCUCUUUGGAAAACAGAUUGCCUACAGACUGUACAGUCUGACGUCUUAUUGCGUGACUUUUUCCGGUGUCGUUGGUGUAGUGAGACCUGGUCGGGGUGGCUUGGUCGGGUUUGGAACACGCUUAGCUUGUAGGAUAGCAUUCUUUGUCAGGAAGAAGAAUCUGACGCAAGGAGAGGAACCGUAUUCGACGGGUAUAAGUAAUUAUGAUAGCGAGGAUGAUUCAGAUGAAGACUUUUGACAAAAUGUAUACGAAUACUGUCGGUGUGAUAUGGGGGUUCCUAUCG